Molecule: messenger RNA, 7459 nt
Organism: Mustela erminea (ermine)
Lineage: Eukaryota; Metazoa; Chordata; Mammalia; Carnivora; Mustelidae
Gene: MITF
Product: melanocyte inducing transcription factor
Exons: 10
Coding region: 530-2062 (510 amino acids)
Biological process (GO): regulation of transcription by RNA polymerase II; melanocyte differentiation
Cellular component (GO): nucleus
Molecular function (GO): RNA polymerase II cis-regulatory region sequence-specific DNA binding; DNA-binding transcription factor activity, RNA polymerase II-specific; protein dimerization activity
Source: RefSeq, a predicted model, not a curated record
AUCUCUAGCCUGCCAGCAGGAGAGCAUGGCCAAUUACCAGCUGCAGUUCCAAAAAUGUCUCAGAUCGCCCAGACUGAAAAGGGACACAAGCGAUCUCACAGCCCUCCUAGAUUCUGGGACUGUAUUAAGUGUUAAAAAUUCACCGGGAUGUGAAAUUACCUCCCUUUCAAGUUCUCUACUAAGGCACAGCCGCUGCAAGCCUCCACCAGCACCUGUGCUGGGGAGGGCUAAGUGAGCAUCCUGAGGUGCUCCCCUGACUGCUGGGGUGAAUUGCGGGCCUCCUGGGUCCCUGCAUCGCCCCCCGUGCAGGGGUGAAGCAGCAGUUUUGUCCUGCAGGUACAGUAGGUACUGGAUUAAACAGGUCUGCUCUUGCAGACAGAGACCAGGCACCGUUCUAGCACGAGCUGUGUUUGGAUUGGAGUUUCCAGGGCCUUAUCAGGAGCCACCCCUAGUGACACAGCCGGUGCCAGAACUAACUUUGACUUUCACUCCUCGCCAAGGGCUUGCAGAACACCUUAAAGGAAAAAAGAUGGAGGCGCUUAGAGUUCAGAUGUUCAUGCCUUGCUCCUUUGAAAGCUUAUAUCUCAGUUCCGAGGAGCAUCCUGGGGCCUCCAAGCCUCCGAUAAGCUCCUCCAGUAUGACAUCACGCAUCUUGCUACGCCAGCAACUCAUGCGUGAGCAAAUGCAGGAGCAGGAGCGCAGGGAGCAGCAGCAGAAGCUGCAGGCGGCCCAGUUCAUGCAACAGAGAGUGCCUGUGAGUCAGACCCCAGCCAUAAACGUCAGCGUGCCCACCACCCUUCCCUCCGCCACCCAGGUGCCGAUGGAAGUCCUCAAGGUGCAGACCCACCUCGAAAACCCCACCAAGUACCACAUACAGCAAGCCCAAAGGCAGCAGGUAAAGCAGUACCUUUCUACCACUUUAGCAAAUAAACAUGCCAACCAAGUCCUGAGCUUGCCAUGUCCAAACCAGCCUGGCGACCAUGUCAUGCCACCAGUGCCGGGGAGCAGCGCACCCAACAGCCCCAUGGCUAUGCUCACACUUAACUCCAACUGUGAAAAAGAGGGAUUUUAUAAGUUUGAAGAGCAAAACAGGGCGGAAAGCGAAUGCCCAACUAUGAACACGCAUUCACGAGCGUCGUGCAUGCAGAUGGAUGAUGUAAUCGAUGACAUCAUUAGCCUAGAAUCAAGUUAUAAUGAAGAAAUCCUGGGAUUGAUGGAUCCUGCUUUGCAAAUGGCAAAUACGUUACCUGUCUCUGGAAAUCUGAUUGAUCUCUACGGUAACCAAGGCCUGCCACCCCCAGGCCUCACCAUCAGCAACUCCUGUCCAGCCAACCUUCCCAACAUAAAAAGGGAGCUCACAGCGUGUAUUUUUCCCACAGAAUCUGAAGCAAGAGCGUUGGCUAAAGAGAGGCAAAAAAAGGACAAUCACAAUUUGAUUGAACGAAGAAGACGAUUUAACAUAAAUGACCGCAUUAAAGAACUAGGUACUUUGAUUCCCAAGUCAAAUGAUCCAGACAUGCGCUGGAACAAGGGAACCAUCUUAAAAGCAUCUGUGGACUAUAUCCGAAAGUUACAGCGAGAACAGCAGCGCGCAAAAGAACUUGAAAACCGACAGAAGAAGCUGGAGCAUGCCAACCGGCACUUGUUGCUCAGAAUACAGGAACUUGAAAUGCAGGCUCGAGCCCACGGACUUUCGCUUAUUCCAUCCACGGGCCUCUGCUCCCCCGACCUGGUGAAUCGGAUCAUCAAGCAAGAACCCACUCUCGAGAACUGCAACCAAGACCUCCUUCAGCACCACGCAGACCUACCUUGCACAACAACGCUUGAUCUCACAGACGGCACCAUCACCUUCAACAACAACCUUGGCGCGGGGACCGAAGGGAACCAAGCCUAUAGCGUCCCCACGAAAAUGGGAUCCAAACUGGAAGACAUCCUGAUGGAUGACACCCUUUCUCCCGUUGGCAUAACUGACCCGCUGCUCUCGUCAGUGUCCCCCGGAGCUUCCAAAACAAGCAGCCGAAGGAGCAGCAUGAGCAUGGAAGAAGCCGAGCACGCUUGUUAGCGGGCCGUCCUGCCCUGCGCUUUCCGAAACUGCUUCCUUUCUCGAUUCGUAGGUUUCCUAAUUUCCGCGAAGGGGGUUUCUUGAUAAUUUUUCCUUUAAUAUGGAAGUUUUUUUCAUGCUUUAUCAAUAGCCCAGGAUAUAUUUUAUUUUUAGAAUUUUGUGAAACAGACUUGUAUAUUCUAUUUUACAACUACAGAUGCCUCCAAAGUAUUGUACAAUGAGUGUACAGUAUCUGCGAACUGAAUUCGCCCCGGACUUUAGCUUUCUGAGCAAGAGGAUUUUGCAUCAGAGAAAUUUCUGUCCAUUUUUAUUCAGGGGAAACUUGGUUUGAGAUUUUUUUUUUUUUAAUGCCUGUGACAUCUUUGGAAAUUAAAUGUAAAGUUUAAUUGAAAGAAUGUAAAGCAACCAAAAAUUAAAAAAAAAAAAAAAAGGCAGAGAGAAAGAGAUUGAGGAAAGAAAGGAAGAAAUCCAAACUAACCAUUUUUUACUUUGUAAAUGUAUUGAUUCAUUGGUACUGCCUUAAAGAUCCAGUACCGUUUUAACAACAUUUAGUCUUUCUACUGCAAGCUAUUUAAGGCAAUACAAUAUUCUGUUAAAAAAAAAAAAGUGCAUCCAAUUUCAUGAGGAUUGUCUGGUUAGAAAAUGUAACUGAUCCCUUACUUAGGUGCAAGUGAAAUUGAAGGGUUAGAGAGCGAGGCCCUGACACAUGGGCCCUAAUUUUGCUGUCCUUCACUCUGUGCUCUGUUACAGUUUUCCUCAUCAGUUAGUGUGAUUCAGUUUUCCAUAAGAUAUAUUUUAUUUCAAAAGGAAAUGAGUGUCCUCUCAAAAUAUUGAGGAGCACUGAAAGUUGUCCUUUUUAAAAUUUUUUUCCUCUCUCUCUCCCAUUUCACUUUUGAUAAAGAAAACCAAACUGGGCACAUUUCUAAUUGGCUUUCCUAUUUUUAUUUUUAAAUUAUGUUUUACUGUUCAUUUGAUUUGUACAGAUUCUUUAUUAUCAUUGUUCUUUUCAGUAUGUUUGUAUUAAUUUGUAAGAAUAUGCAUCUUAAAAUGGCAAGUUUUCAAUAUUUUUACAACUCACUGGUGGUUUUCCGCAUUCUUUGUACCCACGUGAAAGAAAACUUUUAUGCAAGGUCUUGUGUUUAAAGAGAGCUUUGCGAAUAUUUUGUAUAUUACCGUCUCACUUGGAACUGUUUUUUUCCACACGUUUAAGGUGUAGUAUUAAUAGGCAAAAACUGGCUUUCUAGAGAAAAUAAACUUACAUAUUUAUUUUUAGUGAUAUAAAAGUAGCAAUAUUCUUGGAGAAUGAUCACCAUAGCAUUGAUAUGCCCAUAAUGGUCAUUUAAAUUGGGGUUUAUUUCAGCAAACAGCUGCUGAAUUUUUGGAAGGAGAAAUAACUGUAUUGGCAAAUUACUGUUACUGGGUAACAGUGUUUCAACAAGCAGCAAAGUUGUAAGUUAGUUUCAGUGCAUUAUCUACUUGUGUGGUCCUUUGCAAUAACAGUAGUGUUACAUGUAAUCUAUCUGGCCUACGUGUUUUAUACAGCUGACAUAUGGUGUUAAGAGCCAGGCUGUUGAAUGGAAUUUCUCAGUAGCAGCCUACAAUUGAAUAGCAAGUGGCAUAAAGCAUAUCCAUUCAGAAUGAAGUGCCUUAAAUAUAGCAGUAGUCUUUUUUGGACUAGCACUGACUGAACCGUAAUAUAGGAGACAGUUUCAAGAUGGUAUUUUUCAUAUUAAAUAUAUUUUAGUGACAGAGUGCCAACUUUUUUCAUCAGGAAAUCUUAUUCAGGAGGAAUUUUUUUUUUUUUUUUAAGAAAAUGAGUUUAAAUGUCAAAUACGAAUUGGCGGAUGGGUAUUGGAGGGUUCAAAGAGAAGGUGUGAUUGUCAGGUGAAUGAAUGGAUGGCUUCCAUGAAAAUAAUCAACUGCACAGUUCCCAUGCACGUCGGGCAAUGAGAAUCCUUGGAAACAUUGAUGAUGCGAUCAGUUUUAUAGCUUUAUUACCGAAGGGGGUAGGGAAAAUUAAUUCCCAUUCUUUCAAUCCCCUUAAUUGUAUAGCUCUUUUCCUAGAAUAGUGAUGCAAAUCUGCAUGAACAGCUAACUGUACCAUAGUGUUCACUGAUACAAUCAUAGCAUUGUCUAUUUUUCUCUUCAUAUUUAUAUGGGGGGAGGGGAGCUGGGUGCAGAAGUCCAAGAUCGCUACGGUAUGGUGUUUGUUUUCUUUAGCUGAUGGUGAGGGUUCUUGAAAACGGAGCAAGGUUGACGAGCCCCUGGCCCAGGGAAUAUGGCCAGGGCUAAGUGACCUUACACAAAGCUCUGUUAGAGGAAGCAUGGCAUCUCGUACCACUGUCCUGACUUUCGCAACUCCUGAGCUCACUGCCACCUGCUUCCCCAUCCCCUUCUUCUUAAGAGACAAUUUCUCGGAGUGGCGGGUGAGGAAGCCCAGGAGAAUGCUGCAGCCUCGGGGGGUGGUUUUAUUUAUUUCUUUUUUGCCAAAUCAAGUGUGGAUUUGUUUUAGGGACUAGUUAAGCCAAGAAGCGGUGGUUUGGGGUCGUCGUUUGUGACCGCGAGAGAAUGAUCCACACCACUCCCCUCAUCCCUGGGAGCACACUUGUGACUCGGGGUUGGGCCUCCGUAUGGAGUGACCAAAAUGCCAAACUUGUCCACCUGCCUCCGGAUAAGGCCAUGGAAAUACCAAACCCUUUGACUUUGCCAAAAACCCUUACAACCAACCUGGACAUACACAGGAUGACAAAGUUCUUUCUGGUUGUUUUUAAAUAAUAAAGCAAUAAGAACAAAUAAAAUACAUAGGAAGUUAAGAGAUAUAAAAUAAAGCACAAAGGAAUGCACUUAUUAAUAUUUUUUAAAAAUGCACUGGGGAAAAGUUGGUGUUGAUAGCAGUAUAUUAAAAGACCCUAUUUCUUGAAAAAAAAAAAAAGACAAAUGACUGUCUCUUGCGGACGCUUGGUACUGUAAUGUUAAUAAUAUAGUCCCCUGCUGUUGGACGCAGCAAUCAUUUCUGUAUGGUCCAUAGCACUGUAUAUUAUGGAUCGAUAUUAAUGUAUCCAAUGAAACAAUUGAACUGUUGUUCUUGAUAGCCUCAUUAAAGCAUUUGGUUUUUCACAUAGUGGUGGCCAGUUGUUUUUAGUUAAUGACAAUUUUGAGUAUUGUUUGCCUUAUCCAAAAUGGUAGUGCACAUUUUCUUCCGAUGGAAUGAAUAACGAAUUGCAGGAAAAUUUUUAAAAUGCCAGUAAGUACUUUUUUGUUUGAAAUGCCAUUCUAAGAUACUACUUUUCGGUUUUCAACAUUUUUGAUUAUGACUUGCACUCAGAUGAACUAUAAUUAUACAGCUUCCCCCCAGCUACCUCUGAAUUUGGGGGAGAUUUUAAACUCCCAGAUGCCAAGAAUUCAUUUUAGAUACAGGAGUUUUAUUUAACAUGUUUUAGUGAGAGGUGGCUUUUUAAGAAGAGAAAUUGUCAGAGAAGCCCUUGCAUAUUUACGAAAAAGACAUUGGGUUUUUAAAAUACAAAUUUACAAUAAUGAAAGCUUAAUAUACCCAGGUUGCCAGCUACUGGCUGUAUUUUUUUUAAAUACAGCACUUAAGAAUCAUUUGAUAAAUGUUGGAUUUGACUUGGGAAGUGUCAGACAAAACAUGUCUUUAUUCCCUAGCUAGACCUUAAACUUCUGCCCUCUUUAAAAAAUAUUCUGGUUUAACCUCUGGAGAAAACGAGCAAGAAACUUCCCGUAAUGCUUCUGACCUGAUUGUCAGCUUUUUGUUAAAUUAGAUUUUUUUUCUUAAAUUGUAAUAUACAAUAAUCAAGCCCUUUCUUUUUCAGAAUUAUUUGAAUUAUUUAUAUUUCCCAUAGAAAAGUGAUUAUGUGAUGCCUUAAAAACGUGUAAAAGUAGGAAGAUUUCCUAUGUCAAGAAGAAGUUUUCUGGGCAACCUUGAAAGCAGGUAAGCUGAAGGCUGGAGCUCUUCAUGUCAGGAGGUCUGCAGCAGAACUGUAACCCUGUCCUGGCAUUUGCCUCUUCACGAUCACCUCACAAGCUUUAAGGAUCCUUAAUCUUCAGCUAACCCCUGCCAAAAGGAAAAAAACAAAAACAAAAAACAAAAAACCCACAUCCUAUAUGUUAAAGCCUUGUUACCUGAACAUCACACAUUUGCCUACAGCUUGUGUGACUUUAUUUCAUAUUCACAGAUUUAGAUUUAUUAAAUUUUCUAUUAAAUGAACCCACUUAACUGAUAAAUCUAUCCACGAAGUGACAAAACAUGGACUGGCAGCUAGAUCUGAAUUUCGGUCUUGCCUCUGCCGAUUUCCAGCUCUGUGGUUUUGAGUAAGUUACUUAGCCUCUCAAUGCUUCAAUUUCCUUUCUGUUCUUCGGUGACCUAACAGCGGCGACCACGUGGUGGUCUUGUGAAGUCCAUUCGAACAGACAGACGAGAAUUUUUGCUUGGCUGCGCAUAGUAAAUGCUCAGUAAAUGGUGGCUGUGACUGUAUGAUCAUAACACCCUCCAUUAAGAAAAUGGCGCCCACUCCCUGGACCUCACGCAGUCAUCGUGUGUAUCAGUGGUGGCAUAUGUUGUGAGAAACGCUGCAUUUUAGCACAGAGCUAAUAUUCGUGUGAACCGGCAAGGUGACAGAAGCCACAGGGUGCUUUCGAGAAGAGGACUGCCCUGUAUCUAGGACCCGGGGUUAGAAUAUUUUACAGAAUAAUAAACCCAAUUUAUCACCUUUUAAAAACACCAUCAGCACAAAUGACCUAAAAUUUAAAUUGUAUUAAAUGUGUAUAAUCUGCACGGGUGCCUCUGCUAUGAGAAUAAUUAUGCUAUAUUAUUCUCAGGAAAUGCGCUUUACUGAAGUUGAAAUCUCCAUUAUAGUCCCUAGAGAAUUAAACUUUUUAAUCCUUUAUGAUAGACACUGAUGUUAUGUAUCUAAAGAGCGAUGUCUUGACUAUAUCCUGUCUGUUCACUUUCCUAUCAAUAUUUAAAUGGUUUUUAGGUUUUUAUUUUCAAUUAUACUUACAUUUGAUGACUUUCUUGGAACACCAUCUGAGGAGUUAAUCUUCAUAACCCAGCCAACAGAAAUGAACCUUUAGAACUACCCUGUUUUUAUUUUUUGUGUAUGCCAAGAUUUAAUGCAUAGCCAAGUAGCAUGAGGCAAGCUCGUUUAAGAGGAGUGUUGUGAAGUUAGAUUUUCAUUAUAUUUAGUGAGAGAUGGUGAUGAUCUCUUAAUUCUUUGCUGCCACAUCUGAGGCCCAAUAGCAAUGGCUUCAUGUCCUCACCCAUACUAACAUGAAUCCGUAAUAUACAUCUUGUGCAGAAUGUAAAUGAAAAAGCUUCCAUUCCAUUCCCAGUUUUCCCAAGAGGCAUGUACAAAAAGAAAAAAAAAAAAGAGAGAGAGA